GGCCCGGAGGGUCGGACGUCCUUCUCAAGCUGCCCUACUCUGUCCUCAGAAAACAACACUGGAUUUAUUAAGGUAGUUAGCAGUGGUGUGGAUACUUUGCAUAGCUGUUUAACUUUUAAACAAAGUUUCUUAAAAAGCGUGAAUAAACUCCGAUAAGUGACCCAGAGAGAGAAACGACGCCGAGGUGGGCCACCUGAUCCAGGGAGAGGGAUUUGUUUUCCUUCUGCAUUCCUGAUGGAGUCGUACAGAGUGACUGGCAUUCCUCACAGUGGACCACAGCGGGGGCAAACUCAGCCAUCGCGCCCCUCCAGGCCCAACAGUAAUGGAGCUGGUUCUUACGGCCUCAGCAUCCGUGUCCAGGGUAUCGAUGGACACCCAUAUGUAGUCCUCAACAACCAAGACAAGGGCCCUCACUCCUACGUAGACCCCAACAGCAAUGGCUACGUGGACUCAGAGGGCUCUUUUAUUGAGAACUACGACGAGUAUGAUUUCCGGGGAGGGAAAGAGGCCAGUUCCAGCAGUCCCUUCACGGAGUACAGAUCUCAGAAGAUGAUGCAUUACACUGGUCCUCAAAAUGGGGUUGCAGAUUCACAAGGAAAGAGACCAUCCACCCUUCUGAACUUUCAGAAGCAUCCUGAGUUACUUCAGCCAUAUGAUCCAGCAACCAACUCCCUGAACCUUGAUAGUUUACACAGCUUGCCUUUAAGGUCUCCACCUCUGGCUGAGACUGGAAACCAACAGCAGAGUUCCUCAUCUAAAUAUUCUCUACCUGCAGCAUCCCAAACCGUCCCAAAGUCAUCAAGCCUGGAUCGGGACAAAGCUUCCACUCAGCGAGACAAAAGGCCACUUCCAUCCAAGAGUGUAAGUGAUGCAGUUGUCCCUCCAACAAAGUCACAGUCUUUGCCUUCAGUCCAACAUGCUCAGCCUAAGAGCAGGCCUCAAUCACAAGUGGCUCAGCCGCAGUCCAAAUCUCAUCUCACCAACCAGAGUCCACCUGUGUCCAAGCCAGGCUCGAAAUCUCAACCUCCACCCCAGGUGUCUCCCUCCUCUGUGUCCAGUCCUCAGAGUGAACAGAGCAAGUCCUCAGGCAGAACCCCCAGCUACAUGAGCAGCGCCAACUCCAGUCUGGAGCGCACCCACCGUGAGCCUGACGUCCUUCCCCUACGCAGGACGGACUCCAGUGGGCCAGUUCUACAGUCUUCUUCCCGCUCCCGCCACUCCUCGUCAUCCUCCACCUCAAAGACCCUGUUGGACGAACAGAUGGAGGCCCUGUACGCUGACUCUAUUAAUCGUCAUGAAAACCGCAGAUACAUCCCUUUCCUUGCUGGUUCAGGCAGAGACAUCGACACAGGCUCUAUUCCUGGUGUGGACGAGCUUAUUGACAAGUUUGAUGGCAAAGAUGGCAGCCAGCAGCGCAGAGGUAGAGCAGGGCGCAGGAACAGGAUCAACCCGGAGGACAGGAAGCGCUCACGUAGCGUGGACAGCGCCUUUACCCAGCGAGACGACUCCAGCUUUGAGUUCAGUUCCCGUCGGGGUACAUCCAUGGAGCAUGUCCUGCGACCUCAGCUCCGGCUGCAGAAAACAGCUGGUAGUCAGGACUCCUGGAUCUCCAAUGUAGAUGGUAGGACUGACUCCAGAGCUUCGUCUCGGGCCACCAGUGCGCCCGGCUCACCUCAGAGCACCAUCCCUAAAGGUGUGGGCCUCAUACAGGGUUACAAAAAGCCACAGACCAGCACCUCUUCAGUACCAUUCAAGAGUAAAGGCAGUGAGGACAGCACUUCUUCAGCUGUAAAGGCUUCAUCGUCAUCAUCACUGUCCACAUCUCUAUCAAAGCGUUCUUCCACGGCAGACAAGAAGCCCAGCGCAGAGGCAGAUGUUCAGGCGACACCUGAUCUCCUCAAAGGUCAACAGGAGCUUUCACAACAAACAAAUGAAGAGACAGCAAAGCAAAUUUUAUUCAGUUAUCUCAAAGAUGGAAGUAACGACAGCGAUGAAACCACAAAGAGAAAGGUCAACCUUGUCUUUGAGAAGAUACAGACCUUGAAGUCUCGGGCCACAGCGAGCGGUCAAGGCGACAGCAAAUCUUUGGACGUUUCUGCUCAAACUAAAGCACUGCAGGAGCAAAAGGCUGAACUGGAGAAAGAAAUGGCAGAAGUGAAGAGACAACUCGAGAAGAAUACGGUUGACAGGAGGACAGCAGUGAGUUUAAGGAGACUGCAGCAGGAGCUGAGAGCGGAGUUUUAGAGGAUUGGUAAGCGUUGAAGAGACAAAACUAGGCCAAAAACAGGAGCUGAGCUCCAGACACCACGGGUGGAAGAACUGUUCCAGGUGAAGAUGGAGAGGGAGCAAUACCAGACAGAGAUCAGAGACCUGCAGGAUCAGCUGUCAGAGAUGCAUGACGAGCUGGACACGGCCAAGAAAUCCGCCUCAGAUGGAGAGAAAGACGUCAUUAUGGCGGACAUGAUGCAGCUCAAAGUGGAGAUGCAGGAGGUUCUCCUGGCCAAGGAGGAGCAGGAGGACUUACUUCCGCGAGAGAGGGAGCUGACUGCUCUGAAAGGGGCUCUGAAGGAGGAAGUGGCCGCUCAUGAUCAGGAUGUGGACAAAAUGAAAGAGCAGUACGAGAAGGAAAUAAGCCGUCUGCAGACCUCUUUAGAGGAGGCGAAGCAGGGCAGCGCAGCAGUGGUCCGUGAGAAAGCUGAGGUGGAGGCAGCCAAGGGUGCAGCGGAGGGUCAAGCGGGACGGCUGACCCAAGAGACCGAGCGGCUGCGCAGGCGGGCACAGGAGCUGGAAAAUGAGGUGGCCAAACUCAACCGCAUCAUCGACGAGGCCAAGCUGCAGGAGAGCAGGCUAGGGGACAAAGUUGGGCGACACGAGAAGGACAAGAAACAUUUGGAGGAGUCUUUGGCUGAAAUUAAAGAGCAGGAAGAGGAGGUGUCCCGUGCCAAUCGAGCACUGACCAUUCGAUUGGAGGAUGUACAGAGGAACUUCACCAAACUGAGCAGUGAACACAAGGAGCUGGAGGAGAGGUUACUUGAGGAGAGGGCUCAGAAGGAGCAGUUCAAGAACAUGAAGAAUGACAUCGAGGACGAGAGGAGACUGCUGGACCGUACAGUGGAGAAACUCCAGAGGGAGAUGAAUGAUAUUGUGGAUGCGUCCCAGUCGUCCACUCGAGAGCUGCAGGAGCAGAUUGAUAUUUACAAAGAGAAGAACCGUAGGGAGCUGACAGAACUGCAGAGGCUCCUGAAGGAGCGAGGACAAGAGCUGGAGAAGUACCUGCUGGUCACCAAAAGCAUACAAGAAGAGUUGUCACAUCGGGAGGAGGACCUGCGGCAAUGUGAGAGGGAGCGAGACGAGGCUGUGCUCAAGGAGAAGACGCUCGAGAGAAAGGUUCAAGACCUGGAGUUGGAGGCUGAGACUAAGUCCAGUGCUAAAGAGGAAAAGUCUCGACAGCUAAAACUCAUGGAGGACAGGAUUAAUCAGCUGGAGGUGGACCUGGAUGAAGAGCGUCAGAGUGGAGACCAGUUUAUGGACAGGAUAGACCGAGGAAGAGAGCAGGUGGAGCAGAUGAGGAAUGAACUCCUGCAGGAGAGGGCUAGCAGACAGGACCUGGAGUGUGACAAGAUGGCUCUGGAGAGACAGAACAAAGACCUGAAGAGCAGAGUGGCUCAUCUUGAGAGCUCCCACAAGUCCAACAAGGAGGGCCAGGUGGCUCAGCUGGAGGAUCGCAUUCAGGAGCUGGAGGAGAGGCUGGAGGUGGAGGAGAGAGAGCGUGCAAACCUGCAGCUGGUGAACCGCAGGCUGGAGAGGAAGGUGAAAGAGAUGGUGAUGCAAACUGAAGAAGAGCAUAACACAAUACAAGACCAAAAGGACCAAUUGAACCUGCGUCUGAAGGCCUUGAAGCGGCAGAUGGAUGAGGCUGAGGAGGAGAUCGACCGACUGGAGCACAGCAAGAAGAAGCUGCAGAGAGACCUGGACGACCAACAGGAGGCCAACGAGCAGCUCCAGAGCCAGCUCAAAGCUCUGCGCAAUGAGAUCAGGAGAAAGAGUAACUCGGCUCCUCUGCUUAACAAUCUGCACAAUGACGAUGAUGAUGAUGAUGAUGACAUCAGCACUGACGGGGAAACGUAUUUCAGCUCAUCUUCGGGCUACAAGCGCUCCUCAAGCCAGGACAUGUUGUCAACUCUCACUUUGUAAAAUGAACCCUGAGGCCGAGGAUAAAGCUGCUGACACAAAUCACUGUGGGACCAAACGACUGGGAUCCCACGCAAAGUGCUCUCACACAAACCUGUGGAUAUUUUACUGAAACAAGAACUUUACAAAAAAUCCACGCUUCCACAGAGUUCACAAAACUCUCUGGGGUAUUAAUCCAGGGGCCAUCUUUAUGAUCUUAAAUUCCCUCAGUAUUAAUUGAGCAGCUCUGAGAUUUACAGAUGAAGUCAUUGAUAUUUGAUUCUUUUAGCUUGCCCGGAAAAAAUGAGAUGUAAAUACUGUGUAAUUUAUAAUAAUGUUACAUUCCCACAUCAAGUCUUAUCCAUGAAAGCAUCACUUAUGUUCAGUUUGGAUUUUCCUUUCACACACACUCUUUAGUGUUUUAGUUACUAGAUUAGGAUUUGUAAACUUGAAUACCCGCUCUUUAUUGCACUGCACAAAAACGCAUCCAUUCCUACAUUUGUGAACAAAAUGAAGUUUUAACCUGACUUUUUUAUGCCUAUCAAAUCUACUAAUUAUACAUACAGUUUAUGAAUAUAUUUUUUUUGUAUCUUUCAUUCAUAUGAAAAAUAUAUUUACUUUUUAAAAAUGAAUGAAGAUCAAAACGGAAUAUAUGAAGUGAGGAGUGCCAGGAUGUCUUUUAUUUAUUCAUGGUUGAAAAAACAAAAUCCUGGCUCAGUGAGUGUUUAGGGAACAGUGAAUGAGGGACUUUGUACACAUCCUUUUUAUACAGUUUUUUAUGCAUUGAUGGCAAAUAAUAUAAACAUUGCAAUGUUAUCAACUGGCAUUGUUUGUAACUUGAUCUCAAAUAAUGGUCAAAUCACAGUAUUGCUUUUAUACAACAUGUACUGGAAGAGGCUUCCCCAUGCAUUCAUUAACACACAUCAGUGAUUACCCACUCUUUUACAGUUACAGCACUGAACAAAGCCACACAUGACAAAACCAUUUCAUCUCUGAAUACAGUCAAACACUUAUAAGACCUUUAUCUCCAGUGAUCUCUCCUCAGUGGGGCAGUGAUUUGUCUUUAAUCUGAUUCAUAAGCUUUGUUUCAUGAUGUACAUUCAGCCUUUCAGUGUCUGUUAAAGAAAACAUUUGGGCCUCUGCUAACUUUCCUUGAAGUGAAUGAGGGAUCUUCUACACAUGAGACGUGCUGGCAAACUGGCGACUGUGCUACACUGUGAUGAUUUGCACUCUCCUCUGUUUUCUCUGCGUUGAAUAUUCCUGUUCUGACGCCUGUGGAGGGAGAGUGGGUCGAGACAGAUUCUUCCACUACCUCUCUGUACAAAUUUGUAUGUUUAUAAAUCCUGCUGACACUCAAAUAAAGUGACUUCCAGCUAAUCUCA
Messenger RNA from Notolabrus celidotus (New Zealand spotty), 5552 nucleotides. RefSeq names its product cingulin-like protein 1. Gene Ontology annotation, cellular component: myosin complex. The record is from RefSeq and is a predicted model, not a curated record. Lineage: Eukaryota; Metazoa; Chordata; Actinopteri; Labriformes; Labridae.